AAAGUAACGCGUUGCUUUGAACCGGCAGUUCUUCACUGAACUUCUUCUCCAUUUGUUGUUGGUGCAUAGUCGUCGAGAGAUUGAGGAGAUUCAAUGGCAACUUCGAAGCUCCAAGCUCUGUGGAACCAUCCAGCCGGCCCUAAAACUAUCCACUUUUGGGCGCCAACUUUCAAAUGGGGGAUCACCAUUGCUAAUAUUGCUGACUUCUACAAACCACCUGAGAAAAUUUCGUAUCCCCAGCAAAUAGCUGUCACCUGCACCGGAGUUAUCUGGUCCCGAUACAGCACAGUAAUCACUCCUAAGAAUUGGAAUCUCUUUAGUGUAAAUGUUGCAAUGGCUGGGACAGGCAUGUACCAACUUGCCCGCAAAUUGAAGCAUGACUACUCUUCUGAGGCAGAAACGGCUGUUGCCAAAGAAUAAUGAAGAUCUGUCUUGCCCUUCACUGUCCAAGGGUGAUGGAUCUACGUUAGUGCGUUACACCUCCCUGCCUCAAACUGGAGUAUUCAACUUCAAUUGUAAUUGAUGCUUUUGUUAUUGUAAGGCUUUCGAUAGCUAAGUUGCCCUACAUGAUGACGAAAUUUGUAAGAGGAUUGUGAUUGUGCUUGUGCUUGUAAAGCCAAUUUGAAGAUUCAAAUUCUCCUUUGAUUAAUAAUUUGUGUUCUUCAUCCCCCAAUCCCUUGAAUGGGGAAUGUGCUAUCGUCCUCCUUGACUGACAUUUUAUUGCGCAGAACGAUGAGAAAUUUGUUUUCUCACGUACAA
Molecule: messenger RNA, 759 nt
Organism: Tripterygium wilfordii
Lineage: Eukaryota; Viridiplantae; Streptophyta; Magnoliopsida; Celastrales; Celastraceae
Product: mitochondrial pyruvate carrier 4
Exons: 5
Coding region: 94-420 (108 amino acids)
Biological process (GO): pyruvate import into mitochondria
Cellular component (GO): mitochondrial inner membrane
Source: RefSeq, a predicted model, not a curated record